Messenger RNA from Phytophthora nicotianae INRA-310, 1365 nucleotides. RefSeq lists its product as hypothetical. The record is from RefSeq and is a predicted model, not a curated record. Bases 1 to 687 code for a protein of 228 amino acids. The transcript has 3 exons. Lineage: Eukaryota; Oomycota; Peronosporomycetes; Peronosporales; Peronosporaceae.
AUGAUGAGCGGCUGCAGCGAGGUCGACAAGCUUCAUAUUAAGGGAAGAGCAGUGCUUCACUCUCCAAUUUUCAACAAUGCUUGCGGCGCUGAUCACAAACAGCUGCCAUGCACGGGCUACUCCAACCUCGUCUCGCAUCUGGCAAGCCGCCACGAGGAGUUUGGUGUGCAGUACGACGCCCGUCACCGCGGUGCCGAGCGCCUGCUACAAGCCUUUGGCUUCGUGUCCGAGGAAACAUCUCACCGUUACCAGUGGUUGCGGUGGGUUGUUGAGCGGAACAUGCCCCUAUUCGAGGUCGACGACGAGCAAACGGGAGCCAUGUCCAAGUGGCGCCCAACCAACCCGAAGGCUCUCAAGGCGGACAUGAUUACUGUGCCAAGUAAGGUGGGUGCCAUAAUCGCCAAAGAGAUGGGCAAUCUGUUCGGCAUCAUGUUUAACGGCUGGUCGCGCGAUAACUGCAACACCAACCGUAGCAUUGCUACCAAGCUCGGCGUCCCACUGAUCGGUUGCGCCUCGCAUCGAUUUAACCUCACAGUUAAGAAGUUCUUAACGGAGCACGAACGGCUGUUACAACAGGUUAACGACCUAAUGUUGCAGUUACAAUAUCCCAACAACGCCACUGAACUUUCCAAGCUCAUUCCGCUUCGGGCCGAUAAACGCAACGUCACGCGCUGGUCGUCCAUGUAGGGCAUGAUGCAGCGUAACGUGGAGAUCCACUCGCACACCCAUCUUGUCGAGUAUGUAGAUGACGUGCUGCCUUCCAACACCGAUCACAAGAAACUGAAUUGAUGUACUGAGCUGGAAAGCGUAUGCAAGCGAUUACAAUGCAAGGCGACGAGUAUGGGUGAGGUACGCCUACUUUCUGACUCAGUUUUCGCAGGGUACCCAAUUAUGGGUGAGUACCUAAAAUACAAUUCUAAAAUUGUGCACUCUACUGCGUUUGAGACCGAGGUCGUCAAGGUGUGCUGCGGAGGCUGACGCCGGGCGAAGUGGCGGCGUUGAAGCGGCUCGUGCGUCCACGAGGAGCGGGUACUCUUGCGGCCACAAGGAAGCGCAAGAAGCGCGUGGACGACUAUGUGUCGCAGAUCAUCCGCUAAGGUGGAAACAAGAAGUCCAGGAGCGGUGCACCCAGCUACACGACGUUGGCCGUGCUUGUGGCACCGACCUCCAACAUAUGCGAGCGUCUCGUUUUGGAGCGCAAGAUAGUUAUGACGCCGCAACGCAGCAAUUUCCUUCCUGCGCAUUUCGAGACACUAAUGGUUCUGCGCGCCAACAAGAACUUGUGGGACGUUACCAGCGUGACCUUGGUACGUUGACGUAGCUGACACUAACUGCUUUAAUACAUUGCCAGUAAUUGCGCCGUAA